AUGAUCGCUCUCUUUCUUCAAAUCAUAAUAUUAUGUUUUAUCUUUACCACCACAGCCUCAUCACCUCACGGCUUCACCAUCGACUUGAUCCAGCGUCGCUCCAAUGCAUCUUCUUCUCGAGUCAGCUCUGAUACUCAGCUCGGAUCACCUUACGCUAACACCGUCUUUGAUGAAUUCGAGUAUCUAAUGAAACUACAGAUAGGUACUCCUCCUUUCGAGAUCGAAGCUGUCUUAGACACAGGAAGCGAACUCGUAUGGACACAAUGUUUGCCUUGUACUAACUGUUACGACCAAUACGCUCCCAUAUUCGACCCUUCGAAAUCCUCAACCUUCAAAGAGAAAAGAUGCAACACCCAUGACCACUCUUGCCCUUACGAUCUUGUCUACGCAGACGGAAGCUAUACCAAGGGAACCUUAGCAACCGAGACAGUCACGAUCCAUUCAACUUCAGGGGAACCCUUUGUGAUGCCUCAAACCAUUAUUGGUUGUAGCCACAAUAGCUCAGGGAUUAAAAGACCGAGUUCUUCGGGCAUUGUUGGUCUAGACUGGGGACCUUUAUCGCUCGUCACUCAGAUGGGAGGGGAUUACCCAGGUUUCAUCUCUUACUGCUUCUCUGGUAAAGGAACUAGUAAGAUCAACUUUGGUGGGAAUGCUAAUAUAGCAGGAGAUGGGGUUGUAUCAACCACUAUGUUUAUGACAACAGCAAAACCCGGUUUCUAUUACCUAAACCUAGACGCGGUCAGCGUUGGGGGCACCCGCAUUGAGACAUUGGGGACACCGUUUCAUGCCUUGGAAGGGAACAUGGUGAUAGACUCAGGAACCACUUACACGUUUUUUCCUGAGAGCUACUGUAACCUUGUAAGAGAGGCAGUGGAAAAAGUUGUGAAAGCGGAUCGAGUAGUUGACACGAGCGGCAAUGACUGGUUGUGCUACAAUUCGGACACCAUAGAGAUAUUUCCGGUGAUCACAAUGCAUUUUUCUGGCGGUGCGGAUCUUGUCUUGGAAAAGUACAAUAUGUAUGUGGAAUCGGAGGGAGGAAGACUGUUUUGUUUGGCUAUUUUAUGUGGUAGUGCGACACAAGAAGCUAUCUUUGGGAAUAGGGCACAGAAUAAUUUUUGGGUGAGUUAUGAUUCUUCUUCACUGCUGGUUUCUUUUAAGCCCACCGAUUGUUCUGCGUUGUGGAGUUGAAGAAACAAAGCAAGAGAGUGUCUCUUUACGAACUUUUUAUUAUU
Camelina sativa (false flax) is the source of this 1232-nucleotide messenger RNA. The record is from RefSeq and is a predicted model, not a curated record. Lineage: Eukaryota; Viridiplantae; Streptophyta; Magnoliopsida; Brassicales; Brassicaceae.